AUGGCUGCUCAAAAAUCUUUCAAGAUUAAGCAAAGAUUAGCUAAGGCUAAGAAGCAAAACAGACCAUUACCACAAUGGGUCAGAUUAAGAACCAACAACACUAUCCGUUACAACGCUAAGAGAAGAAACUGGAGAAGAACUAAGAUGAACAUCUAA
Molecule: messenger RNA, 156 nt
Organism: Kazachstania africana CBS 2517
Lineage: Eukaryota; Fungi; Ascomycota; Saccharomycetes; Saccharomycetales; Saccharomycetaceae
Gene: RPL39
Product: 60S ribosomal protein eL39
Exons: 2
Coding region: 1-156 (51 amino acids)
Biological process (GO): translation
Cellular component (GO): cytosolic large ribosomal subunit; ribosome
Molecular function (GO): structural constituent of ribosome
Source: RefSeq, a predicted model, not a curated record